Molecule: messenger RNA, 2061 nt
Organism: Vitis vinifera (wine grape)
Lineage: Eukaryota; Viridiplantae; Streptophyta; Magnoliopsida; Vitales; Vitaceae
Product: zinc finger protein ZAT9
Exons: 1
Coding region: 433-1836 (467 amino acids)
Source: RefSeq, a predicted model, not a curated record
UUAUCAGAGUUUCACUCACUGACACACAAAAAAUUUACUGAAUGGAGGGUCGAGAGAGACUCGCACCACAGUCAAUGACCGCCCCAAUGCAGCACCACCCUCCGUUAUUUGUACAAUAUUUGACGCGGCGGCGCCACUACCAACCACCACCGUACGCUCUCAUCAGUCGUAGAAAAAGUCUCUCACCCUCUUACCAGCCUCCCACUUGUCACUCUCAACUCUCAUCACUCUUAUUUCUCUCUCAUCCACAACAAACCAAUACUUCAACUAAAAACUAGGAGUAGUAAGCCUUUUUACACCAUACAACCCAACAACAACUUCUACUACAAGAACAGACUCCACCCCCUUUCUCUCUCUACACUUGUCUAUUUCUUUUUUUUUCUCUCUCUUUCACUUUCUUCCACCUCCCAUGUCCUCCCUUCAAUUCAUUGCAUGGCUUUUUCUGUCUCCAAUUUUAAGCAUUUUUGUAGAAUUUGCAAGAAGGGUUUCGGAUGCGGGAGGGCUCUCGGCGGGCACAUGAGAGCUCAUGGUAUCGGCGAUGAAAGCGGGAACAUCGAAGAGGAAGAUCCGGCCAGUGAUUGGGAAGACAAGCUUGGAGGCCAUGUCCUUCCAAGCACCAAGAAAAUGUACGCCUUGAGGACAAACCCUAAUAGACUUAAGAGCUGCUGCAGAGUUUGUGAAAAUUGCGGUAAAGAGUUUUUGUCAUGGAAAUCUUUUCUCGAGCACGGUAAAUGCAACUCCGACGACGCCGAGUCCCUCGUCUCCUCCCCUGGCUCUGACGGCGAGGAUGGUUCAGGGAGGAAAGGAUAUGGGUGGUCCAAGAGAAAACGAUCCUUGAGAGCCAAGGUUGGGAACUUCAUCUCAAAUUGCCCUUCAAGCGAAGAAGAAGACCUCGCACAUUGCCUAGUGAUGCUGUCCAACGGCACCGUGGAUCCCAUACUAAUGGCGGAGCCGGAAGAGUCGUGUGCUUCAGCUAGUAAGGAGGAGGAGCGGCGGAACCCGAUGGGGCUCGCUGCUCCCAUGUCAUGCCGGCUGCCACUGGAAAAGGCCAAAGGGGUUGUCGGUAAAGGGAUGUUCGAGUGUAAGGCUUGCAAGAAAGUGUUCAAUUCGCAUCAAGCAUUGGGUGGACAUAGGGCUAGUCACAAGAAGGUAAAGGGUUGCUUCGCAGCGAGGUUAGAUCACAUGGACGAAAGUCUAGCCGAUGAAGAUGUGAUCACACACGACGAAUUCUCAGUGCCCUCGAAAUCAACCUCCACUUUUCAAUUCGAACACGCCUCAAACGCAGCUCUUUCCUUCCCCUCAAAGAGAAAGUCCAAAGUCCACGAGUGCUCAAUAUGCCAUAGGGUUUUCUCCUCAGGACAAGCGUUGGGCGGGCACAAGAGAUGCCAUUGGAUCACUUCAACUGCUCCAGACACAUCUUCACUAUCCAAGUUCCACCAUUUUCAUGAUCAUUUGGAGCAAAUUCAGCAAAGACCCAAGUUGCCCAAAACGACGCCGCUUGAUCUCAACCUCCCAGCACCCGUUGACGACAUUGCUGGAAUCCGAAGGGACCCCAGAAACCCACUCAGCUUUGAGGUGUCUACAGACAUCUAUUUACGGACAUUUCCUAACAAUCACAACCACCAAAACGACGCCGGUGGGAACAAUAACGACAAUGAUGUAAACAAUAUUGAUGACAGUAAUGGAUUAAUCCACAGCAAUGUGGAAGACGAAGCAGACAGUAAGGUGAAGUUAGCAAAGCUAAGUGACCUAAAAGACAUCAACAUGAGUGGUGGUUCCUCUCCCUGGUUGCAGGUGGGGAUUGGUUCAGCGACCAAUGUGGGAGCUGACUCAUAAUAUAUUCCUCUCUUUUUUUCCCUUUUUUUUUUCUCAUUUUUGUGCUGGUAAACCGUGAGUAUAUUAAGAAUCUGUAAUUAAAAACUCAACAAAUCUUCCUUUUUUUUGGUCUUUUUUUAUGCCUGAACUCUGAUUCAGGUAAGUAUCUUAUUGAAAAAAGAUUUUCUUCUUUUUCUAAUGUUAAAAUUACUAAGUGCGUUGGAGUAAAAGUAUAUUUGAGACCUA